Molecule: messenger RNA, 2448 nt
Organism: Camellia sinensis
Lineage: Eukaryota; Viridiplantae; Streptophyta; Magnoliopsida; Ericales; Theaceae
Product: TSL-kinase interacting-like protein
Biological process (GO): pattern specification process
Cellular component (GO): nucleus
Molecular function (GO): chromatin binding
Source: RefSeq, a predicted model, not a curated record
AACUUAUGCGGACGAAAAAAUGUUUUGAAAGCUAAAAGAUUUAUAAAAUUUUAGUGGGAAAAUAUUUUAUGAUUGGCGCCCAGAUUUACAUCGGUUUCCUCUGUCUCCCUCUCACACGGAGAACCUCACCUCUUCUCACUUCACCGAAGUCUGUCGCCACCGUUCCUCACGUCCGUCGCACAUCGCCACCGCCGCAAAUCACCACAGCCACCGCCGCAAUACGAACAGCAAAGCUGAGCUGCUAUGAAAACUACUAAACAGAAGAAGAGGAAGACGGUUGAGGCUCCUACAAAAAACAAUGCAAUUGUAGGUUUCACUGGAGUCAAGAAGUCCACAAAUAGAACUAGAGGACAGCGUCAGAGAACAGCAGGGGGAUGUAAAUAUAUCGUGCCUGAACAUGAUCCAGGCAUUUUUCCAUUUAGUGCUGCUCAAAUGGUGGCUCAGCAGCUUCCAAGGAUGGAUGCAUUAUCUAAAGAAACUUUAAAAGAAGUACCUAAACUGGAGCUUCAUCCUUCUGACAAGAUUAAAUUGCAGCUUUUCCCAAUUGAUGAAGGCACUCGAAUCAGAUUGGAGAAAGAUGGUCAUAAUCCAUUUUUGGAACUCACUCUAAGAGCUCGGAAGAAGAUAUCAUCCGUGCUUAAGCACCUGAACAGCAAAUGGGGCAAUUCUAGUAUUGCUCUAGGGGAGCCCAUGCUUUUUCCAUACAAUAUACAAUUGGAAAAACUGAGUACAUACAAGAGAUGGACAUUAAAUGACAGUGACAUUAGUGCAGGUGAUGCAUAUGCAGCUAUAGAAAGUCCAGCAGUUUUUCGCUUAAGGUAUGGCUGGUUCUCCAAUCUUGAGCCCAAAACCGUUGCAGUACCUUCGAGAUGUACUCACUCAGGGGCUUGCUUUGAAUCUGAAGGCCUUCAGAAAGAUUGCAGUACAAUUUCAGAGCUUGUAAAUGACAGUAAGGAAAAUUUUCAGAUAACAAGUGAAGAUUUCAAGCCAAUCAAUAUCAGCAAAGAAGCAGAUGUUGUUGUUGCUAAGAAUAUGUCUGUAGAUGUACCAAUUGGCCAUGCGGAUGAUGAAGUCAAGAUUGGGAAUGGCCUUGCACAAUCAGGGGUGCCAUGGGAUGAUAGUUUGACAAACUUAAGCAUUGGAGGCCUGCUGUCUGACACUUCCUUGCAUGGAAAGAUCAGUAAUUGUGAUCCAAAAUUAAAUGGCAGCAAAUUAAACUUGCAACCAAUUCAAUUAAUCUCCUCAGAUAUAAGUAUUGGCGGCUUGCUGUCUGAAGCAUCUUUGCAAGGCAGGAUUAAUGACCAUGAGCCAAAAUCAAAUGGGAACAAGCUAGGCUUACAACCAACUAUGGAUAAGGGGCUAAUACAAUCAUCAUUACCAUGGGAUGAUAGUCUGGCUACCUUAAACAUUGGAGGCCUGCUGUCUGAAGCAUCCUUGCAGAGCAAGAUUGAUAGUUGUGAUCCAAAACCAAAUGGAAACAAAUUAGGGUUGCAGCCAACUACAUUGAUCUCUGAUUCCUUGGAUGCUUUUAUUGCUGGCAAACUAAAUUCUCAGCCUCAAGCAUCAAAGCCUUCAUCGCAUGUCUCACACUCAUCUAUCUUGGAUGCUGAAGAGACAUGCCAUGCAUUUCCUUUUCGAAAACUGUCUUCGUCUGGCAAAGAUGCUGUGCCGGUGAGUGGAAAUGCUACUCCUAGGGACCACAACCAUGAUGGUAGUUUGAAGUCAUUCAAAUUUUCUAAUUUUGCUGAGCUCAAUGGACAAGGUGAGCUUGCACAAGGUCCUCCUUGUCAGGAAUACAAGACAGGUGGUCUGUUGUCUCAUUUAGGAGUGAAUGACAAUGAAAGUAGCCUUGGGCUGGCUGGCAUCAAAUGGACUGAAUCUUUGGAACCGUUUGAUGUUGGCAUAUCCACUUCACGACAGAUUACAAAUUCGGAUGGUGUUAGCAUUGGUGAAUUUGUUAGGUAGCAGCUUUCAUGUGUUUUGAAUAUGAUUGGAUAUAGAAAGGUUCUGUGGACAAGCAAAAUGCAGGAAAACUGGACUGCUAACAAAUAAAACAACCUCAAGCUAAUGUAGCUUAAUUGCAAUCGCUAAUGCCAUAAAAGGAACUAUUCUGUGCAGUAUUGUGAUUUGUGAACUUGUUAACGUCCCUAGUGGUGAAGGUUCAAGUCACAGAAACAUCCUCAUCCCUGGUUGGCUUAUUUAUUUAUGUGCAGCAGAAGCAGCUUUGAGGGUUGCAUCUGGAAGGACAUUUAUUCCAAAGAAAAUUUGUUUUUGAGCAUUUAUAACAUUCUUGUCUGGGUUACAUGAUGUGCCCAACUAUAAAAUGAUACUUGCACCAUGCAUGUUUUGUAGCAACAGGGAAGGAGUGUGGAGUUGGGAUGGGCAGAGAUGAUGCCUGCUCAUCCAUUGGACAGUUUAAAGCAAUCACAUAAGAUUGUGUUUGAAUUA